AUGUCGGGAGCAACUAAUCGAGAGGCUGUCUUUCCUACCCGUCAGUCCUUGGGAUUGAUGAAAGCAAAGCUGAAGGGAGCCCAAACUGGCCACGAUCUGCUGAAGAGAAAGAGUGAAGCUUUGACAAAACGUUUCCGAGAAAUCACAAAACGCAUCGAUGAAGCUAAACGCAAAAUGGGAAGAGUUAUGCAGAUUGCGGCAUUCUCGCUGGCAGAAGUGACCUAUGCGGUAGGAGGAGACAUUGGCUACCAAGUCCAGGAGUCUGUAAAGUCGGCCCGGUUUCGUGUUCGCACGAAGCAAGAGAAUGUUUCCGGUGUAUUUCUGCCAGCUUUCGAGAGCUAUACCACGGACGGGAACAAUGACUUUGGCUUGACGGGUUUGGGGAAGGGUGGACAACAAGUCCAGAAGUGUCGAGAGACAUAUGCCAGAGCUGUUGAAACAUUGGUGGAGCUCGCCAGUCUGCAGACUGCUUUCGUCACCUUGGACGAGGUCAUCAAGGUUGUAAAUAGGAGAGUAAACGCAAUCGAGCAUGUCAUCAUCCCAAGAACCGAAAAUACCAUUAAAUAUAUCGAGGCCGAGCUUGGCGAGAUGGACCGAGAAGAGUUUUUCAGAUUGAAGAAGGUCCAAAAUAAGAAGCUGAGAGACACAGCAGCUCAAGACGCGGAGAUGUUGGAGAAGCGAGAGAGACUAGCGAAGGAAGCUGCGGGCGAAAAAGAUGGCGGUGACAAGGGAAAUUCGGCCAACCCAGACAUACUGGGGGAGUCAGAGGACACAGAUGUCAUUUUCUGA
Messenger RNA from Drepanopeziza brunnea f. sp. 'multigermtubi' MB_m1, 789 nucleotides. RefSeq lists its product as uncharacterized. The record is from RefSeq and is a predicted model, not a curated record. Gene Ontology annotation, biological process: vacuolar acidification. Gene Ontology annotation, cellular component: fungal-type vacuole membrane; vacuolar proton-transporting V-type ATPase complex. Gene Ontology annotation, molecular function: proton-transporting ATPase activity, rotational mechanism. NCBI's taxonomy places the organism in Eukaryota, Fungi, Ascomycota, Leotiomycetes, Helotiales, Drepanopezizaceae.